AAUAAAUAUAAGAAAAGACGAGACCCACACAACCCAAGCAUGGUGUCAGAAGUGCUGUCGAAAAGAAUAUAAAGGAGAUUUCAAAGAAAAUGACGGAAAAAAUAUUCAUCACACACAUGAAGCCACUCUCAAUACAAAAUGGAGACAACGCAGCCGAAAAAUGGAAACAAUGGAGACUCCGGUUUGAAAUAUUUAUGGAUGCUAAUGAAAUUAGAAAAUAUCCAAACGAGAAACAGACAGCAAUUUUGUUAAACGCCAUUGGAGACGAAGGGAUUUCAAUUUUUCAAAGCUUCAACGUAGAUAGGAAUGUAAUAAAACUAGAAGAUCUACUCCAUAAAUUUGACGAAAAAUUUAAUCCACACACAAACGUAACGGUGGAGAGAUAUAAUUUUUUCACACGUAGUCAAAAAGAAGAUGAAUCAUUAGAGGAUUACUUGACAUUGUUGAAUAAUUUAGCAAGUAAUUGUAACUUUGGUCAAUUAAAAGAUGAACUCAUCAAAGACAUGUUAGUAAUUGGAAUUAAAAAUACAAAAAUAAAAGAAAGAUUGCUACAGGAAGAAAAUCUCACAACAGAAAUUGCCAUGAAGAUUGCAAAAAGUCUAGAAUUGUCACACGAAAGGUCUACUAAACUCGUCAACAAUACAAGUAUGUGUCACGACUCUGUCCAAGCCGUCAAAAGUACUCAAAAUACCAAAGGUCGUUGGAGGCCACAAGAAAGAGAUAAUCAAUAUAAUGAAUAUACUCAAAGAAACAAAUCACCAUUCAAGAAUGCAUCUAGAAGUAAGUCACCAGCCUACAACAACAACAUCUGUAAACGGUGUGGUCAAAUACAUAAAUACAAAUGUCCGGCUGAAGGUAAAACAUGUAACAUCUGCAAGCGUAAGAAUCAUUUUUCAAAUUUUUGUUUUUUCAAAGAUAAACAUAGAAGAAGCUAUCAAAAAGACAAUUAGUACCAAAUUUAGGCACUUGUUUUCUACAAUGUGAAUUUGAAAAUGGAUUGUCGACAAAAUUAUACUUUGUUGUGGUUGAUUGUAACUGCACACCAAUAAUUGGUUGGAAUUCAUGUGAAAAAUUAGGUAUUGUCAAAAGAAUAUUUACAAUUCAAGAUGAUCAAAAAGAAAGGUCAGUACAAAAUAUUGUUGCUAAUUACUCAAAUACCUUUGAAGGGUUAGGAUGUUUGCAAUACAAAGCACACUUGGAUAUUGAUCCAAAUGUAACACCUAAAGUUUGUCCAGUACGUAGAAUUCCAUAUUCAUUAGAAAAA
This is a messenger RNA of Papilio polytes (common Mormon), 1264 nucleotides long. RefSeq lists its product as uncharacterized. The transcript has 2 exons. The record is from RefSeq and is a predicted model, not a curated record. Bases 90 to 950 code for a protein of 286 amino acids. Lineage: Eukaryota; Metazoa; Arthropoda; Insecta; Lepidoptera; Papilionidae.